AAAAACAGCCGCAGUUAGGCGGCCACUCGGCGCAACGAGAGCACGGGUCCGCGCCGCCCUCCGUACUCGAACGAACGAUCUCCUUUCUUCGGCCUACGAUACGAGGGAAGGAGCUAUACGAUCGAUCUGACGGGAUACAUUCGAAAAAAACACGCCGAAAUGGAGCCGAUAGAUUUGAGCAGCCUCAUCCCGCCGGAGUUGUGGUUUCAGCAGUUUGUCACUCUGGAUGGCCUGAACUCUGGUGUACCUACAAGAACUACAGCUACACUGACUCCCACCACACUACGUAAUAUUGAACAAACAUUGAUUGAUCUGGAGUGUGAGGUCAGCUCUCAUCAAAACGAGGCUGGCUUCGUCCCUCCCGUUGUGCAGCCAGUAUCACAAGUUGGCGGCACGUACAUGAGUCUCUUGGAAAGCAAACCCGCAUGGCAAGCAGAUGUGGGUCAACAAGCUGCUCGUCCCACUGUUGUUACAACUGCUUCAGUAUUACCAACAACAGUGGCCACCACUGCUACAAUUCCAGUCACUGCUGCUAGUAUUACUGCAGCUCCACGUCGUAAUGUAGGCGGGCGGCGGCCGACGAAGAAUACUGGGAUUUCGCCUGAGGAGGAGGAGAGAAGACGUGUGAGGCGUGAACGAAACAAAAUGGCUGCUGCCAGAUGCCGAAAGAGGAGACUGGAUCAUACAAAUGCUUUAUUGCAGGAAACAGAGGGGUUGGAGCAGAAGAAACAAGGUUUACAAUUGGAAAUUCAGCAACUUACGCAACAGAAAGAAGACUUAGAGUUCUUAUUGGAAGCUCACCAGAGACACUGCCGACUGAAUGGAACAGCUGGAUCGUGCUCACCUCUCGAAGUCAAGCCGUUCGAUUAUCGUCCGCCGACAUCAGUCAGUGAGGAGAUGUGUGUGAAACGUGAAACGGAUGAGGAUCCUCAUGGACCACCUCCAGCCAAACGAUUAGCACCAGAACCAUCACUGCCGGGGCCUGUUGCAGGUACCGGUGGUGUAGCCAAGCCGCCGAGGCCAAACUCGUUGCCUGUAGCGGCCGCUUUCACCCCCGCUGCUGGGACACUUAAAGUGGCAGCAUCUGUGUCUGAGGUUGCAGGUGUUCCUGUCACUACACCUUCAGCUGGAAUGCCAUUCAACUUUGAUUCACUUAUGGAAGGGGGAACCGGCCUCACGCCUGUGUCAGCACCUCUCAUUCCCUCUUGCUCAAGCCAGCAACGCAACAGUGCCGACUUGGCUUCUCCAGAUGCUGUUCCUGCGAAGCUUGUGUCUUUGUGAUGGCGCGCCUCGCCGCUUGUCGGCACGGGCCUCCGUCUGCUACUCCUCUCUCCGUGAGGUCUGCUUGAACCUUCCUGCACGGUCGACGGCUGCAUCCUGUUCUUAGGUGUCGCCUAAUUUGUAGUCAGGAAGACUGCUGCUUUAUAAUGUGUUUUGUAUUCUCGUCUUCUGAUUUAAGUGUAAUUGUAUUACAUAAAUUAUUCCCUCCAUGGUUUUUUACAAUACAUAUUUUCUACAAAGUUGUCUAUUUUGAUAUGCAGAACUUAUUAUGUGCGUUCAAGUAAUGGCAGAAAGAUGGCAUCUAGUGCUCUGCGAGUGCAUUUGAAAUUCAGUAAUUAGUACUAGAAUUGUGAUCAGUCACUAGAGCACAGAAGCAAGUUCUUGAUAGCUGUUUGCACAAUGAAUUGUGGACAUUGUGUAGGUUUUGUAUGAGAAGGACACUCUGAUUGUAAGAUUAAAAUUGCCAUUUGAUUUACUGGCCAUAUCCAAAUUGUUAGGAAGUUUUGUCAAUUUAGCUCAUUGACACAGUCCAAAAAAGUAAAAUUUUAUCACACUUCGUAAGCAGACACAUCACCCAAGUGCUUUUAUCUUUCAAUUUUAUGAACAUUCACUAUUUUCCUAGUAAAAUUGUGAAUUAAUUGUACAUAAUGAAGCGAAUGUCAUUAUGAAAUGAAAUGUAUGUGAAAUCCUAGUCUGUACUAUAGAUAUUGUACUUAAUAUAUACGCGUACAUGAAAAAUUGAAAACAGCUCAAUAAUUAAGUAAUAAUUUAAUAUACAGGCGUAACUUACAAUUCGUCUUCCAACAAUUGGAGAAUGAGAUUUUUAUAUCGCAAUUGCAUGUUGUAUUUAAUUUUGUGAUGUGCAUUAUGGUCAUAAUGUGAAUAAAAAGAAAGCUUUGAUACAGAAUAGUGUAUUACUGGUCCUAUAAUAGAGAAGAAAUCUGUAGUUUUAGUAGUGAAAUUUCAAAUACUUCUGUGGGAACAAAAGUAAAAAUGUGUUGUGCCUUUUGUAAAUAAAUAGCCAGAGCACAUGAUAGAAAAAACUGCUUGUUCCACACACAGAAAGUAGCCCUGAUGCAUUUUAUAUUAGCUGGUCAAUGCUGAUAACUGCGAGUUUGUUUCAUGGGCGCCUAAUAACUGCCACCAGUUGUGAACAUCACUACAGCUGUAUAUAAUAGAGGGAAACAUUCCACGUGGGAAAAAUAUAUUUAAAAACAAAGAUGAUGUAACUUACCAAACGAAAGCGUUGGCAUGUUGAUAGACACACAAACAAACACACACACACACAAAAUUCAAGCUUUCGCAACCAACGGUUGCUUUGUCAGGAAAGAGGGAAAGACGAAAGGAGUACACACACAUAUGAAUUAUUUAUGUAUGAGUAAAAGCUUCCCGUGGUAGGACAACAUGUAAACAGAUCUUUUACUUCAAUGUUCAGUAUUAAAAAACCAUAAAGAGAAACAGUAAAUGAAAAAGACAAUUUUCAAGCAUUGCUUGGUAAUUUGAUGGGUUGCUGCCUCUUUUCAUUACAGAUCUCUGGCUAACAAAUGCAGGUUGGACAAAGCUGUUAUUAAAGUUAGUAUUUGUUUUAUUCAUAGAGGCUGUUGGGCCUUGGCUGAUCUACUAUGUGAAAUAUGAAGGAAAAACAUCCACACUGCCACAGUUUGGUUAUUAAAAUGUGUGAAGCAUUAAAAGUGCUUCUGCUUCUUAAGAUGUUAUUUUGUCAUCAUUUCUCAGUGGCAGUUUCCACAAGUCCUGUUACACAAAUACACUUUACUUUGAUGGCGAAGCAAUCGUGACUAAUCGUUUAUAGUAAAAUUACUUAGGGUGUCUGCUUCUGUUAUCUGUAGUACCAUUAGUUCUUAGGGCAAGCAGCAAAUGAUUUAACUACUUGUCCAGAACUCAUUCAUAAUGAGACAGUUUUAAUGGUUCACCAUAUUAAAGACAUUUAUGACCCACUUGGCAUGAAUCAGUAAUAUAUUAUAUCCACACAGGCAAAAGAAAAAGGGGAUGUGGGCACAUACUAUUCGUUAUGCUUUAGUGUGUUCUGUAUCAAAUGAAGUACUGAAAGAGUAAUCACUGUCUCUUGAUUUGAGUUCUCAGUGACACUGUAAGUACUAUUUCCAGUGACAUACAAUAAGAUGAAAUCAUGCCCUGAAGGUAAAACUAUAUUGAUAACAAAUACACAAACUGUCUAAAGUGUGUCAGGGUUUUGGUUAAAAACGUGCAAGGUGACUUACCUCACUGCCUUUCUUUGUGUUAGACGUGGCUAACAGUACUUUGUUAAGUUAAAAAAAUAUGUGCAUCUUUCUCCGCUACUGCAAGUGUUCAGAAGAUGAGAUCUAAUAGAAGACUGAAAUUUUUAUUUAAAUGAUGAGAUAAAGUACUUUGGCUAACAUGGUUAAAAGAUCUGCAUUAAAGAGCUCAUAUAGCCCACACAACUUUACUCUUCCAGGUAGUUUUUUGAUAAUGUUUAUGUAUCAAAUAAAGAAUGAAUGCAGUGGAUUCAGUUAUCAAUAGUAAAUGUCAGCAAGAAAGCCGUUCCUGAUAAAAUCAGAGGCUGCUGUGCAUGACUGAGAUUUGAACCUGGUGCAAGUGCUCUUCCUGCUCAGUGGCCCAUGGAAACUUUGUGAACCAGCUUGCAGCUCCAUCCUGCUAUUCCAUUUCAUUAUUACUUCAGAGGGUGUACUAUAGAACCAAAGAUUUAAGCAUUUGACAAGUCAUAUGAAAAAGGUGAUACAAAUUAAAAUUCAGAUUUCAGACUUGUGUUGUUUCUUUGUAGCAGUGUUUGUUCAAAUCAUACAUAAAAAUUACACCAAGGAUGCAAUUGAUGACUGAACUGCAGCGUUCAUCAUAUGUUCUGGUCUAAUUCUCAGUGCUUCCUCUGCAUGAGAAGAGUCACUUUGUUGAACAUUUGUGACAAAUUGAAACUGUCCAUGUGCCCAGUUUUAUGACAUGGAAGAUUAUGUUCAGUAGACCUGGCUUAUAUCCCAGUACAGCAAACAGUUUUAACCUGUGAUAAAUUUUCGGUUCAGUGAAUAUUUUAUCAUAAAUAAAAUAUUUCAGUUAAGGAUCAUAACAGUUUAAUAUUUGCAGUUUGAAAAUACACAAGAAAAGAGUAGCUUGUACCCACAUGAAUAUUAACUACCAUAUUAACUCUCAGUGCAAAUAUCUAUAAUUAAAAAUAACUAAGCAUGAUCAGUCCAUACAAUUUGUAUGGCUGAGAAACAGUGUGAAGUAUAAUGGUGUAAUUCUUGGAGUAUUCAUGUUUUUGAUAAUACAGUUUUUAAUAUAUGUUCGGCUCUGAGUUUGUUUCUUUCACAUAUUUUGUCGCAUGAAAUGUGGCAAGUAAUAAACAAUUUAAAAAGG
This is a messenger RNA of Schistocerca nitens (vagrant locust), 4647 nucleotides long. RefSeq names its product transcription factor kayak (gene kay). Gene Ontology annotation, cellular component: nucleus. The transcript has 5 exons. NCBI's taxonomy places the organism in Eukaryota, Metazoa, Arthropoda, Insecta, Orthoptera, Acrididae. Gene Ontology annotation, molecular function: DNA-binding transcription factor activity, RNA polymerase II-specific; RNA polymerase II cis-regulatory region sequence-specific DNA binding. The coding region runs from base 160 to 1281 and encodes 373 amino acids. Gene Ontology annotation, biological process: regulation of transcription by RNA polymerase II. The record is from RefSeq and is a predicted model, not a curated record.